CACAGAUCCUCAGAAUGGUGAGCCGGAUGAACUAGUCAGUUCAGGUCUUUCCACCACUGACAAAAAUGUAAAAACGUCAACUAGCUGUUUGAGAAAUGCUACGCUGCUUCCUAGCUACUGUCAAUUUGCUCUUGGGUGCGUUGAGGCGAUGCAACCACCUGAGCUAAGAUAAGUUGCAGGAGGACAGGAACUGUUGGAGCGCGGAAAGAAUGGAGCUCGUGUUUCUUUUGGGUGCGAUUGUGCUUUUGCUGGCUUUGUACACGUUGAAGACGAGUCGCGGCAACUCGACGGCGCCUUUGCCUCCCGGUCCCGCACCCCUUCCUCUUGUUGGAAACCUGCACCAGCUGGACAAGAAAGCUCCUUUUAAAUCAUUUCUCGAGCUGAGUGAGCGCUACGGGCCUGUGCUGACCGUGCAUCUGGGCUGGCGGAGAGCCGCCGUCAUCAUCGGCUUGGACGCGGUGAAGGAAGCUCUGGUGGACCAAGGGGAUGACUUCGCCGGCAGAGGACCUGUGCCGUUCCUGCUCCGAGCCACCAGAGGCUAUGGGUUGGCCAUCAGCAAUGGGGAACGUUGGCGUCAGCUGCGUCGCUUCACCCUGAUGACCCUACGGGAUUUCGGGAUGGGCCGCAAGGGGAUGGAGGAGUGGAUCCAAGAGGAGAGCCAACACCUGGUGGCCCGCUUCAGCACCACCAAAGCCACGCCCUUUGACCCAAGCUACUUCCUGAGCUGCAGUGUGUCCAACGUAAUCUGCUGCCUGGUGUUUGGUCAGCGCUUUGCCUACGAUGACGCACACUUCCUGAAUCUUCUUCGGAUCAUCUCGGAGACCAUCAGGUUCGGCAGCAGCCCCCGGGGCCAGCUAUACAACAUAAUCCCUCGGGUGAUGGAGUGGCUGCCUGGUCACCACCACAAAAUGUUUGCCGGGAUAGAGGAGUUGAGGGCUUUCAUCAUCAAGAAGAUCGAUGAGCACCGAAACACACUGAGCCCCGGGUGUCCCAGAGAUUACAUUGACUGCUUUCUGACCAGACUUGAUCAGGAGAAAGACAUCCCUACCACUGAGUUCCACUACAACAACCUGGUGUCCACCGUUCUGAACCUGUACCUGGCUGGAACGGAAACUACCAGCUCCACCAUCCGAUUCGCUUUGAGCGUGCUUAUCAAAUACCCUAAAGUUCAAGAGAGCAUACAGCAGGAGAUUGAGGCUGUGAUUGGACGGCGUUGUCCCACCAUGGAUGACAGGAAGUCACUCCCCUUCACUGACGCCGUCCUCCACGAAGUCCAGCGUUUGAUGGACAUCGUGCCCAUGAAUGUCCCUCACUAUGCCCUCCAAGACAUCACCUUCAGGGGAUACCUCAUUCCAAAGGACACUAUCAUCAUCCCCCUGUUGCACUCGGUGCUCAAGGAGGAGAAGCAGUGGGCCACUCCGUGGACCUUCAACCCUCAGCACUUCCUGGACCACAAUGGAAACUUCAAGAAGAAUCCGGCGUUCCUUCCGUUUUCUGCAGGGAAGAGAGCUUGUGUUGGUGAGUCCUUGGCUCGCAUGGAGAUAUUCCUCUUCGUGGUGUCACUUCUGCAGAACUUUACCUUUUCACAUGCUGGAGGACCAGACAGUGUGGACCUGAGUCCCGAGUACAGCAGCUUCGCCAACGUGCCGCGCAGAUACAACAUCAUCGCUGCGCCUCGUUCUUAAUUUGUUUUGGUUAAUUUUUCAUUGAGCCCUGUCUUCUGUCUGGGAACUCUAUUAUUGUUAUCUGGUCCAGCCCAAAAUAGAGUUGACAUAUUCAGGGAUACAUUUUUAAAUUUGAAAAUACAUUUGUGAUCUCUUCGAAGAUCAUUUUGCUUAAAGACACAGUAGAAUGAGCCAAAGCAGUUGUGUAAAUUUGACAAAGAAGAAUGCUAAGUCUGCCAAAUAUGAAUGAAUAAUAAAUACAUUGCCAAAUAUAUAAAACGAGGGGGUGGAACAGCAGACAAGUGGUUUGCACAUCAGUCUCACAGUUCUGAAGACCGGGGUUCCAAUCCUUUCAUGUUCUCCCUUUGGGUGUGUGAGUUUUGUCAGGUGGGUCCAGUUUCGUCCCAUAUCCCAAAAACAUGCUUGGUAGGUUGACUGAAGACUAAAUUGGCCGUAGGUGUGAUUGUGAGUGCCAAUCUUUGUACGGUGUGUGGCCUGUGACUGGCUGACAACCAGUUCAGGCUGUACUCUGCUUCUCACGCGAAGAUAGCUGGGAUAGGCUCCAGCACGGCCUAGUGAGAAUAAGCAGUUUGGAAAAUGAAUUAAUUAAUAAAAUGAGGGCGGCACGGUGGAUCAGUUGGAAAGCCUUGACCUCACAGUUCUGAGGACCCAGGUUCAAUCCCAACCCUCGCUGUGUGG
Molecule: messenger RNA, 2363 nt
Organism: Syngnathoides biaculeatus (alligator pipefish)
Lineage: Eukaryota; Metazoa; Chordata; Actinopteri; Syngnathiformes; Syngnathidae
Product: cytochrome P450 2G1-like
Exons: 10
Coding region: 210-1685 (491 amino acids)
Biological process (GO): xenobiotic metabolic process
Cellular component (GO): intracellular membrane-bounded organelle; cytoplasm
Molecular function (GO): iron ion binding; heme binding; oxidoreductase activity, acting on paired donors, with incorporation or reduction of molecular oxygen, reduced flavin or flavoprotein as one donor, and incorporation of one atom of oxygen
Source: RefSeq, a predicted model, not a curated record